This is a messenger RNA of Asterias rubens (European starfish), 11415 nucleotides long. Its product is annotated as unconventional myosin-XV-like. Lineage: Eukaryota; Metazoa; Echinodermata; Asteroidea; Forcipulatida; Asteriidae. The record is from RefSeq and is a predicted model, not a curated record. Gene Ontology annotation, cellular component: myosin complex; cytoskeleton. Bases 1 to 8871 code for a protein of 2956 amino acids. Gene Ontology annotation, molecular function: protein binding; ATP binding; cytoskeletal motor activity. The transcript is spliced from 56 exons.
AUGGAACUGGGUACACCAAUAUGGUUCGACUCUGGUGGAGAGUAUCCACUACCAGGACGAGUUACAGAGACAUAUGGAGGGGAGGCCAGAGGAGUCCAGGUACAAUGUGUCAUGGAUGGAGAGAUGUACACAGUAUGCAACCCAGGUGAGAAUAUACGGAUGCGUCAUGAUGCAUUGGAGAUUCAACACUUUGAAGACAUGAUUCAACUAAGAGAUCUUCAUGAAGGAUCCAUACUCUUCAAUCUGAAGACACGAUUUGACAAGGGACUAAUCUAUACCUACACAGGAAGCAUUUUGGUGGCAGUCAACCCAUACAAACUAUUUGACAUCUAUGGCAUUGACACAGUCAAGAAGUAUGAGGGGAAAUCCUUGGGAAACCUACCUCCCCACCUGUUUGCCAUUGCAAAUGGUGCCUAUGCACGAAUGCAACAAACUGACAAGAACCAAUGUGUUAUCAUUAGUGGGGAAAGUGGUGCAGGCAAAACAGAGAGUACUAAACUCAUUAUGCAGUAUCUGGCUGCUGUUAAUAAGUCCCCAUCCAACCUCACAACAGAGCGGAUACUUGAGGCAAAUCCAUUAUUGGAAUCAUUUGGUAAUGCCAAGACAGUUAGAAACGACAACUCAAGUCGCUUUGGGAAAUACACAGAAGUCUUCUUCAAAAGGGGUGUCAUCACUGGUGCUAAGACAACAGAUUAUCUUCUUGAGAAGUCUCGGAUAGUACAGCAGGGACCCAAUGAAAGAAACUAUCACAUCUUCUAUGAGCUCUUAGCCGGACUCUCCGCCCCCGAGGCAGCCAAGUACGGCCUGCACACUGCAGAAAGGUACCAUUUCCUGAACCAAGGAGGCAGCUGUAAGAUUGCAGGGAAAGAUGAUGGGGAGGAUUUCUAUCGUCUUGUCUCUGCCAUGGAAGUCUUAAGCUUCAGUCCGUCAGAGCAGGAUGUCAUCUUUGGAAUAUUGGCUUCUAUACUUCAUCUUGGGAACCUCAACAUGCGCAUUGACCAGAUGGAGAGUCCAGUUAUUCAGAAUAGGAAAGAGCUGAGUCUCGCUGCUAAGUUUCUUCAUCUCCGUAUUGAGGAGCUAGAAAGAGCCAUCAUGUUCAGACUCACAGAAACAAGAGGCGACAGAAUCUUAACUCCUCGUACCUUACAACAGGCUAUUGAAGCCAGGGAUGGGAUUGCUAAAUCUCUGUAUUCAUCACUGUUUUCAUGGCUUGUGAGAAGCAUCAACACGAUUGUGGGAAACGCUGGCACUAUGACAUCCAUUGCCAUUUUGGACAUCUUCGGAUUUGAGGUCUUCCAGAGAAACAGCUUUGAACAGAUGUGCAUAAAUUAUGCAAAUGAGCACCUUCAACACUUCUUCAACAAGCACAUUUUCAUGCUCGAGCAGCAAGAGUACAUGAAGGAGAAGAUUCCAUGGACCCUGAUCGGCUACAAUGAUAACCAGCAGUGCCUGGAUCUCAUUGGCAAGAGACCUUUUGGGAUAUUUCACAUCCUGGAUGAUGAAUGCAGCUUCCCAAAUAGCUCAGACAAAUCCUUUAUGGACAAGUGUCACUACCAGCACAUGGCUAAUGCUCACUAUAGCCGGGCUAAGGUGACGACCAUGGAAUAUAACAUCAGACAUUUUGCUGGUAAGGUGUCAUACGACAUGACAGGUUUCUUGGAAAAGAACCGAGAUGUACUGAAACCUGACGUUGUGCACAUGUUCAUCAGUAGCCAAUCUCAGCUGAUAUCUGAGAUGUUUGCAUCUCUGAGACGCCAAGAAGAUCAGAAAGCAAUGAAGAUGAGCGGAAUAAGAGGAGAUAACAGCAUGAGAAAGAUGAGACCAUCCACUGUAGCAACACGCUUCAAUGAAUCUCUACUUGAUCUCAUCUCAACAAUGACAAAAUGUAACCCAUUCUUUGUGCGCUGCAUCAAACCUAACAGUGAAAAGGCAGCAAUGCAGUUUGAUACUGAUCUUGUAUUAGAGCAGCUUCGCUACUCUGGUAUGUUGGAGACCAUUCAUAUUAGGAAGAUGGGAUUCCCUAUAAGGAUGAGCUUCUCAAAGUUUGCUAACAGAUAUCGCUUCUUGAUGGGCCCAAUUUCCUUCCGAUCCAGUCUCAAGGAAAUGUGUCGUACCAUUCUGGUCAAAGCAGAAGGCAGCGCUAGUAAAGACUUUGUCAUGGGAACAUCCAAGGUGUUCAUGAGAGAAUCUCUGGAAGCUGAUCUUGAGCUGCAACGCUCUAGAGUGAUGCGCCAUGCCAUCGUCACCAUCCAGAAAUGGGUUCGUGGCUACCAGACGAGACACCGUUACCUUAGGAAGCGGGAAGCAGCUAUACUUCUCCAAUCACAAGUCAGGAAGAUGGUUGAGAGAGACAGGUUUAUGAAGAUUAAACGGGGGAUGAUCUUGAUUCAGGCAUUGCAACGAGGAAGAAUGCAGAGGAGGGUGUACCAAAAGAUGCUGAUAAGACACAAGAAGAUGAUGGAAGAGAAGUUAAAGAGAGAGGCUCAGGAAAGGGUCAGGAGGAAAGCAGAGGCUGCAAUCAGAGCAGAAGAGGAAGCUAGACGAUCUAAGCUCUCAAACAUCUCACUCCUUGAGAUCCCUGCAGACCUUGCUAUUUGCAUGGACAAACUCGCCGGUUGGAGUAACCCUCAGAGUGAGAGGAACUUAAUGAAGUGUAUCGGUCAGGUCGUCCACCAAGAUGUGAUGUUCAGCUUCCCUCUAGACAUUGAUGAGUAUCCACUCUCUAGAUAUGUCAAUAUCUACUUCAAGACUCCUCAUUAUGGUGCCGCCGUUGAACCAAUCAAUACUGGCUUUCAUAAACUGAAUGAGAUUGAGGACCAAGAGGCAGUUGCCAUCUUUAAACUCAUCUUGCGUUUCACCAUGGACGAGGGACACAGUAAAGACAAGGAGGUCCUACUGGGAAACUACAUUGCACAAAAGGGAAUGAGUAACAAAGUAUUAUGUGAUGAGAUCUACAGCCAGCUUUGUAAUCAAACCUGGGGAAAUAUCGACCAAGGAGUAAAGGAGAGGGCAUGGCUUCUCAUGGCCAACUUAUUGAGUGCAUUCCCUCCAUCGAAGAGACUCUACAAAUACCUCCUCAAGUACGUCACAGACCAUGCCUACAAUGGCUACAAAUCCCACUGCCACCAGAAGCUUCUAAUGUGUGACCCACAAGCUCUAGAGUUCCAGAUUGCCCGUACCUACCCACCAUGUUUAUUAGAGUGGAAGGCUAAUAGACAACGCUGUAGUAUGGCUCUAGUAGCUGAGACUGCGGAUGGUGAGGAGAUUCCAGUCAUGGUGAAUUCAUGGACCACAGGGGAAGACUUUGCUAAGACGUUGCUACAGAAAAAGGGAAUAACCAAAGCAUGUCAUGGCUGGUCCGUCCACAUGAUGGAUGAUAAAACUCGCUCCGAGCUGUCAGGGUUUGAUUACAUCAUGGAUCUUAUCGCCGAGGUAGAGAUCCCACCAGACUUUCCAGUCUGUGAGUCACACUUCUUGGUUUCUUCAGAGGUGGUGCAGGAUAGGUUACCAAAGAGAAAGUUUAGAAUCAUACGGAACAACUUGGCUCAAAUUGAUGCCCUGCUUGAGAUGGAACCUGUCGCUUUGAACUCGAACAUCCCCCCUCCGCCAAACUUCCCUCCACCUCUCCCACCCCAACCUCCUCCAGUAACCACAGCGCAGUCUUCUGCCGGAGAGAACAACUCGACCGGACAGUACGCCAAAGUGAUACGAAAGACGUCAACAACAAACGAUGAAGUACUAUAUGCAUCAAGCAUCUUGUAUGCCAAACCUACAGAGAAACGGUCUAGUAAGCCAUUGUUCCCUGGUCAUAUUCACAUACCGGAACCAGACUAUGAUGAGGAUGUAGCUUACCAAGGGGAUAAUGUGUACGAUGACACUAUAGUAGUACCUGUGAUUCAUCCCACAGUGAACUCUGAACCCAGUGAUGAUGGUAGCACCAACUCAGAUCACACUACUGGUCAUUAUAUAAGGAGUGUUUCUGUUCCUUUAAGUGACUCAAGAAAUCGACUAGAUGACUAUGUAGACAGAUUAUUUAAUCCUGUCCUUAAGAUGAACGAAACCUCUGAUCUAGCCAACCUGCAGAAGUUGAAUAAAUCCCUGAGGGGUGGAGGGCGAUCUCCGGUACCAGCACCGCCCCCUCCUCCUCCUAUACAUCCAUCUAUGACUAUUCCAGGUUACCCUAACAUGGCACCUAACCCUGUAUUGACUCAUGGAAUGAUGCAACCCACCAUGCCAGCCAUGCAGCCAGUUAUGCCCAUGACUAUGCCGGCCGUAAUGCCGGCCACAAUGGCUACUGCAAUGUCGGCUCCUAUGUCAGCAUAUGCUACUCCUGGCAUGCCUUAUCAAGCCCCUGCUCAGAUGAUGAUGCAGCCUGCUAUGUAUGCAGCAGCAGUUCAAGUACAGCAGCAACAGCAGCAACAGCAGCAACAGCAGCAGCAAGAUUCCAUGAUGCAGCAGCAGACAUAUCUAAACCAGCAGACCAUUCUGGCCCAGCAAAUGCAGCUCCAGCAACAGCAGCAGAUGCUUGAAUCGAUGCAAUCCCAGCUCUCAUCCAAAGAUUCAACAAAGGACCCUCUGAAAAGUUCCCUCUCUAAGACAAAAGCUGCUGAUGAUUACUCAUGGAGGAAUCAACCCUCGCAGGAAUCACCGUCUACUAGCCGGCCAAAAAGCCUCCAGUUCUCAGAUAACGUUGUCAAUAUUCCAGCCGAGUCUUCCAAUGAGAUGACCACUACCAAGUUGAAAAUAGAAACUCAAGCACAGAGUUCACCAGGUCCUGCAAGGAGCUCCCACCCUACAGCUGCUUCCCCUGGCUCUGUACCAAUCCCACCUCCUCUUCCUCCACCCCCACCAGCUCCCUCACAAGAGGCCAGCCAGGUUAAGGUCCGCUCCAAAAGUGGCAAAGUUAUUUCCUUGAAUGAUGCCUACCGAGCAAAUACUAUUCGUGUAGGUCGUGUGGUAUGGCCGCCUAGGCGUGGGGAAGAUCCAAAACCUCAAGCUGUCGGAAUCGACUGGGGUGAUUAUACUGAAGAGGAUGACCCAAGCCCACCAAUCAACCAGGAACCAGUGCCAAAACCCACUAGUCAUAUUAAGAAGGCAGUCAAGACUUCAACUGAACAAUCCAGAGUUGCUCCAGAUGCUUCUCUACAAGUUAUGAUCAGUGCACGAGCCCAGAAGAUUCAGCAUCAAUUUGAAGCCAACUAUGGGAAGCCAACCCCUGCCCGUCAAGCGUCUCAAAAAAAAUCUCCAAUCAAGAUUCCUCCACCAGUCAAACCAAAGUACAGCCCCCGCCGUUCGCCUACCAAGAACAGCAUUGAUGAUGUCCACUCUGAAGCUAUGGCUAAGAUAUUCGCCCAGAAAGCUGUACUUGAUCAAAGAAGUCCACCAGAGGAGAAGCCAAAAGCCCUAAGUCCAGCUAAGAGACCAACGUCCCCUUUGUACCAGACCUCAUUCCCCUUUCCACCGCCACCUCCAGUACCUCCCAGCCAAGGACCUCCACCUCCACCUCCUAUUCAGCGCAUCAAAGUCAAGGCUGAGGCCUUCCAAAAAACCAACCAGGUGGUGAGAUCAGAGAGUAAGAGGGUUCCUAAGAAGAUCAUCUCAACGGAGAAGGAAGGGGUGCAUAAUGAAGCUAUGCAUGUCCUGAAAUCUCAUGGUCAUCGAGUUCGGACAAAUACAGAUCACUGGCACGCCUCCCGUCAGUACAAGCUAAGUGAUAAAAUAAUGGAUGAGAUUGUGGUCCCACGUCUAUCUUCAGAUGAUACAGCCAUGAUGGAAUCAAUGCAUACUAAGUCCUAUCCAGCAGUUCCAGAUGUCUUCUAUACCUACAACAGAGUACGAUGGCGUCUCUACAUACGCAAAGAGGUGUUCACCCCAGGAGAGAGGUUAGAUAACCCAAUGGCCCAGCAGCUUAUCUUCUAUCAGAUAGUAACGGAUACAUUCAGUAAGAGUUGCAUCAGGAUGAGCAGAGAGGAGAAACGCUAUGUCAGAGAUAUGCUAGAUCCUGAAGGCAUUAACCCACAAAAUGCCGGGCAGAAGACCAAAUUGAAGAAAGAUGUCAUCGAAAUGGUCCGGAAAUUUCCACUCUACUUCAGCAGGCUCUACCCAGUGACUGGCAGCAGGACGAAUCGUCAAGUAGAGCUUCUAGGAAUCUCAGAGAGUGGAAUCCGUUUGAUCAAAAGAGAAUACGAUCAGUCAAAAGAUCAACUGACAGUACUAGAACACAUCCACUUCUCAGAUAUUUUACAGAUUGAAGUAACAUCCAGUGGUACCAUCCGUUUUACUCUUACUAACGACAAAGUAAUACCCCUAUUUACUCAUAGGGCACAGCAGAUUCGGAGUAUGACUGAAGCCUACAUCAUUGAUCUUGAGAGAGACACUCAGUAUAUGAGAGCCAUACAGGAUUACAUCACAAGAGAAUCUACUCUCCUUAGCUUCAUGAAAGGAGACAUCAUUAAACUGACUACAAGACACUCUGCUACUGAUUCAGAUUGGUUGUUUGGGAUGUUGGAUGGACAUACUGGACUCUUCCCUAGAGAAAGUGUUGUACCUGCUGCAGGACCUGAAUCAAGAAACUUCUUAGUGAAAGGAUUAGCAACAAACUUUGCUGCCAGUAACCAAGAAGAACCAGCAAAACCAGGGCCUUCAAAGCAAUCCUCCCCACCACCUUCCCCAUCUAAGACUCUUGUUAGACAACUCACUCAGGAUGAGAUGACCAGGUUCUCGAUGGUAGAAUUUGCUUCCAAGUACUUCAGGGAUUAUCCAAACAAAUAUGUGAUGCAGAGGAAGACAGAUGGCUCAAUACGCGGCUCUCUUAAGUUCAUGGGUAACCUCAAGAAAUCACUCAAUUUGAGUUCUAAGAAGAAGCCUGUACCAAACCCACAGGAUUGGUCUCUGUUCUUGGAUGCUGUGUCUUACACCAACUCUCCUAUCCAAGCAUCCCUGCUGGAAUUCCCCAUCGUGGCUAUCAAUAAACUGGCUCUGGAAUGCUUCAUAGCACUUAUGCAAUUGAUGGGUGAUUAUCCCGUCAAAGUGAAGACCAAUUCUCUACCACAGGAUACAAUGUAUGAAAGAAUCCUCUUCAUAUUCAAGGCUUGUUUUGAGCAUCGUGAGAUCUGUGAUGAAAUCUACUGCCACAUUAUCAAGCAAACAACAAGAAACAGCAGUGCCAAAAAAUUAAGUUUAGUGCGUGCUUGGAGGUUCUUUGGUCUCCUAACAUCCUACUUCCGCUGCUCACCAACACUGAAGCCUUAUCUGUUUCAAUACCUGACUAUGGUAGCCCAGACUGCAGAGUAUCAGUAUGGUGGAAUGGCUGGGGUAUGUCUGUAUAAUCUACGUAAGACAUUCAGACAUGGUGGUCGACGCUUGCUGCCUGGUACAGUGGAGGUCCAACAACUUAUGGAGGGGCGUAUGGUCAGACGACAGCAGGUUCAUCUUCCUGGUAAUAUGCGAACAAUGGUUAAGGUAUCAGGCAGCACAGUGGUAUGGGAUAUACUGGAAGAGCUAUGCACUGAGAUGGGUAUACAGCAGCCUGAAGCUAUCAAGGAGUUUGGGCUCUUUGGAUUGGUACCCUCAAAGAAACGAGUGGUUCCAUUCCAGCUGUCUGACUAUCUAAUGGAUGUUACAACUCACUUUGAAAGUCAGGACUUUGAGUAUGCUCUCCUCUUCAAGAAAGUAUUAUGGAACCAAGCAAUGACUGUCAGCAAUGAGUUCCAUUCCUCCAUCAUCUUCAAUCAGCUUGUUCCUGAUUAUCAGAGCAGCCGUCUUAUUGUAAUGGAGGGAUCUAAUCUUAGUGACCAGCAAGCAUCAGAGACUGUCAGACUGGCUGCACUGCAGCAUCGGGCCGCAGAUAAGGUCCAAAUACCCACUCUGAAAGACUUGCCGGGUAUUCUUCCCUCUGCAGUGAUAGACUGUAUGAACCCUCAGCAAUGGUUAAAUCUAAUCCAUGAUGAACUACCCAUGCUGGAAUCCAUGAGUCCACAUGAGGCCAGGGUGGAGUCCAUUGAAAUCAUCAAGAAGUGGCAACUCUUUGGCUCUAGCUUCUUUGAUAUCAUAUAUGCAUCAGAUUCACGUGUUGGAGGAGGAUGCUUACUGGCCAUUAACAAGGCUGGAAUUCACCUGUUACAGCCACAGUCACAUGAAUUGUUAGUGACCCAUGGCUUUGAUGAGGUGGUAUCAUCUCGUCAUCUCAAAGGUAAUGAUGGCAGGCAGUUUGUGGAUCUCAAAUGCGGCAACCUCAUGGUGCAAAGAGUCACCAGACUUGAAGCAAACCUGUGCACUGAAAUCAUUCGUGAGAUUGGCCUUCACAUGCAAGCCCAUGCAUUCAGCAAGCACCCAAACCAACCAUCCGAUGACAUUACAGACUACAACAACGUUCAACAUCCUAACCAGCAUGGUGACGACAGCCCACACAACCCUACAAAGCGCUGGGGAGCAGUACCAAUGCCUGAGAUGACUAGUGUGACCCGCUCUCCCAGUGAUCUCUCAGAUUGGAAUCGAAGACAGAAAUCCUCGCCAGCUUCAUCAACUGGUGAAGCAUCUGAAGCCUCAGUCUCGCCAAGAGGACAACAGGAAGCCAUCUCAUCUGCUGAAGGUCUCUUCUUUAAUCCAAACAAAAUGCCAAAGAGAGAUGGACAUAAUCGGACCCCAUCAUGGGACCAGUCAUCAGGAGGGGCUUACAUUCCUCCGGUCCCCCUCCCCCCUCCUCCUCCACCACCCAUUGGUAACAUUCUCCAUAUGGGUCAACCACGCUCUGCAAAGACAAGACAGUCGGCAUACAAGCAAGCCCCUGUUAAAGGAGUUAGUAAUGGUAGUGCUCAUAAUAAUAAUGUGUCUAGUCCCACACCACAUCCUUUCUAUGCUGGUAGAAAGUAAAGGCUAUGGUCUUUGUGUGAUACCAAAAUAUGAGUACAUCUAUUCCAAUUUGAAAUUCAAUUCAGUUUACCUAAAAGUAGACCAUGUUCUAUUGAGAGACUCGACUGUGUUUUUCCAUAGUUCUCAGCGGCACAAACAAUACAAAACAACCAAUGAGCAGGACGCCGGCUGUCAUCUCAAGAGACUCCCAGUCAGGGCCCAAUUUCAUAGAGCUGCUUAAGCACGAAAAACCAGCUAAGCACAACAAAAAUUGCACUUACCAUAAUAAGGUUAUGAGUCAAACUAAAUGAGUUUGAGUGAUUACAAACCUUCAGAAAGAUAGGUUUUUAUUGCGGUGAUGAAUUCUAAGACCCAAUUAUUUAGCACCUUAUAAGGGUUUACAAGGUGCAAGCCAUAUACCAAUUAUCUUAGAACUUUGUUUUUUAAUUAGUCUCAAUUUUGGUAGCUUAUAUUGGUGGUAAGUUUGCUACUCUUGAAAUAGUGUGCCUUCAAAAUUCAAAUUGUGUAUAAAAAAUAGUAUCAUACAAAUUACCUUUGAAUACUAUUUAUUGAAAAUAGUUUAGGUUGUGGUAGAUUUUAUCAGUAAGUUUUCAACUCUUGAUAAAGUGUGCCUUUAUACUUGAAUGAAAUUAAAAGAAAACCAUGAAGUACCAAUAGCAAUAUUGUAGCAUGAAUUUAAUGCUUCCAUAUCUAUACCACUUUGAGUCUUUAGUUAUUAAUAAUAAAGUUUUCCUUUUAAGGGAAGCAGUAGGUAUUUUUUAGUUCUGAACAGAUUGUGUUGUUUUAAAGAUUGUACAAAACUAAUUCACAUAAAGUUAUUCAGAUGCCGAUAUAUUUUAAUGAGAUAAUGACUUAUAUCUGUAUGAAAUCAACAAUUAAUUUAUGAAAUUUGUAGCGAUGACAUUAUACUUUUGAUGAUAGUGUUAUGUGGGUGUGUAUAUUUUUACAAGGAAAAUAGCAUAAUUUUGAUAGAUGUAAACUAUAAUUAGAAUGGACAUAGUCGAGAAUAUUAUUGGGGUAGAAAAAUAGUUUUUACUCUAGUGAGGUUUGCUAGUGAGGUCUGCAGUAACAUUAACAUGAAAUAUCUUUGUACGACUUGUUGUUGUUUUGAAGAAAAAAAUGGUUGUGUACAGAAUGAAAUUUUGAUCAGUGUGCUCUGAUCUGAUCGUCUUCAGGAGAAACUGGAGUUCUGCAGGCUGCAUACAUAAUGUGUGCACACAGGCUUGACAGCUGAAACAGAAAGAAAGAGGAGAAAAGUUUUUUGAAAAGUUAUUUUAGCUCCUCUAACUAACUAAAUAAACAAACAUUUGUAAUAUCCAUUGUAUUGGAUUUGCUUAAUAUAUUUUAAACGAUCGCAUUAAACCAUUUUUUUCUUCAUUUACUUUCAGUCAUGGUUUUAUCAAUAAUGAGGUAAUUCUGAAUGUAGUAAUUCUGUUACUUACAAUUACCCAGUCAGUAAUAGGUGCUUUACUUAAGCAUUUUUCAUAGAUAGUAAACAAAAUAUACAAAGACUUACAAAAAAAACCAGCAAGUUUAUAAAAUUUUAAAGCAGAUGUAGGUGAUUAACUUUCUUAAUAAACUUUUUGCUCAAAUAAACUGCAACAGAACUGUGAAAAUAGAAACAUUGAAAGUUUUAAAAUAAUUUGCUAUUUUUGUUUAAAUGCUUAGAUUUUAGCUCUAGCAGUAAUUGCACAUUCGUGUUGCACAUUAUUUCUGGUAAUGUUCAGAAUUAACUAUUAUGAUUUAUGCCAAAGGUAAAAUUUUCUAGGAUAAUUUCCUUAUUUUUCUGAAUGUCGUUAGAAGAGGUAUUCCUUUGAAUUAAUAGUAUUACAAAAGUUAAAACGGACAAUUGAGAAAAAUGUAGAAGGAACAUUAUAGUUGAUAUGUUGCCUUAUUGUGUCUCAUUCCUUUGGAAUGUUAUCAAUUAAAAGUUAAAUCAUAAAAUGGGUAAUAUCGAAACUACCAUUGUUUACAGAUUUACACAUAACUUAUACAUGGUAUAAAAAUCAUGGUGGAAAACUAAAUAUUUUAGCUUAAAAAGAAGAACAUAUUAUUUAGUUUUUAUCUCACAAGUCCGAACAAUUUUGAAAACAGUAUACACAGUCAUAGAGCUUGUCGCUGUUUGACUCCUGGAGCCAAUUUAAUCUUCACAGGUUUGUUAUUUUAUGUCAAUGUUGCGUCACACAAGUUUAAGAGUGUCAGACUGAUCACUGAUGAUAACUAUUUUCAACAUUCAAAAUGAAAUUGUAAUUAAUUUAUAUUUUAACCUAAAUCUCUACAGGAGGUGCAGUGAGAUUCAACAAGUUAAUCAUUUUUUUGUAAUGCUUAUAAUCUGCCUGCCACUGUCUAUGGUUUAACUUGGACAAUAAUUUUAAUUAAGAAAUAUUUUAUAAAUUUAUAAGCAGUAAUUAAGCUGUUAUAGACAUUGGGAGAUUAUUUAUACGUUAAUUUUACAUUCGCAAACAAAUUAACUGCCAACGAUUGUAAAUGUAGUGUUGAAAUUGUAUAAUUUGAAAAAUCUUUUAUAAAUGAUAUAAUUUUUAA